Effrenium voratum is the source of this 2004-nucleotide messenger RNA. Lineage: Eukaryota; Dinophyceae; Suessiales; Symbiodiniaceae. The record is from the annotation of a GenBank genome assembly.
GGUACACUUCUUGUGUCGGGUGUCCAGUAGCAAACGCGGCACCCGCGUUGCGCUGCCUCUGCUCACGUGCUGGCCCCCGGCAGAUGGGUGUGUGUGCUACCAGCUGCGUGGGCUCUGUUGGCAAGAGCGGCUGCGACGUCCCACUCUUCCAGGAGUGCAUCACACCGGAUGAGGUCGUCAUCAACACGGAGGACGCCGUGCGCCGGCUUCGGAGCCGGGCCAGCGGGUCUUCCGCCCUGCCCGAGGAGUUCCAGACGGAGUCGGGGCAGCGGUGCCACUUGGGGCUGUGCUCACUAGGGGCCGUGGUCAAAAGCCUGCACGUGCCGAGCAACUCGUUGUGCAGUCUAAAACGCAUCAGCAAGAAGAUGCUGGCGGGCACUGAGUGGAGACGCGAUGUGGAGGCGAUCCAGGACUUCAACCACCCGCGGAUUUGCAAGACCUUGGACGCUUUUGAGGAUUCCACGAGCGUGUACUUGGUGAUGGAGCUGUGCAGGGGCGGCAACCUCGCAAGCUUGGCACACAUGGGCAGUGGAGUCUUUACGGAAGCCCACGUUGCCGUGCUGGUGCUGCAGAUGGUGGAGGCCGUGUCAUAUCUUCACGGCCUGGGCUACGUGCACUGCGACAUUUGCCCAGAGAAUUGGCUCUUCGAGCAACCUCUGGAGACUUCGAGCUCUUUGGCGGCCCUGUCUUUGAAGAUGAUCGACUUUGGUUUUACGCAGAAGCACUCGAGAGACCCGCCUCGGAAGCCGUCCCGCUAUAGCUACCACACGGUAGCAGUGCCGGAGCGGCGGAUUUCCCGGCUGAUCACCGACGGGUCUUCUCCCGGACGCCGGCGCCAGAGCGUCACCGGGCUGAGCCUCACGGUGCCCCGCGAGCAGAAACUCGCGGAGACGCCCAACGCGCGGCUCUUCUGCCAGGCGCCGGAGCAGCUGAAGAGCACCAGCCCGGAUGCCUCCAUGGACGUGUGGGCGCUGGGUGUGAUCGCCUACUUCCUGCUUCUGGGUAGAUCGCCCUUUGAGCCUUCCAGAGGAGUCACGGACCCCUCGAACAACACGGCCUUCCGGAACGGCCGCUAUGUCUUCAUGCCCACGGAGGUGUGGCGGCAGAUUUCCAAUGAGGCCAAGAGCUUUAUCGCGCUCUGCCUGGAGCUGACGCCCGCCCAAAGGCCUUCGGCCAAGAUGCUGUCCGCGAUGCCGUGGAUGCGCAUGGCGCGCAGUGCUUUAGGGGGCGAGCGUAGUGUGCCAAAGAAUUUGCAGACGGAGGUUGACAAAGUCAACGAGGAGAAGGAGGCAAUACCUGCACUCUCGAACGUGGAAUCGCUGCCAGCAUCGGCGCCGCGGCGAAGUCUCAGCUUCACGUCCACGCUGCCAACGGCGGAGCUGCAGCGAUCCAAGCUGCUGCGCCUUGCCGAGUACCAUGCCUUUGAGCGUGAUAUGGUGCUCGCCGUGGCACAUGAGGUCCACGCGACGCUGUUGCAGCAGCUUGGCACUUCCCUCCAGGAGCAGGACCUUGAUCGUAGCGGCGUCUUGCCGUGGUCCACCGUGCUGAGAGUAGCAAGGCAGUGGGCAGACCUCAGCUUGAAAGACUUGGAGGUGCCCGACAAUUUCGGCAUUGUCAACUACAAUGACUUCUUGACAGAUGUCGAGACAUUUCAGAGAAACAUGCAGGAGUCUGCCAUGUGGUUUGCCUUCUCCACCUUUGACCUCCGGUGCAGAGGCGAGGCGGAGAAGCGGGCGCUGCUCCGCGAGCUAGGUGACGACUUGUCGUACAUCUACGAGUGCGUGCGAGCCAGCUUUCCCAACGCUGACCUUGACACUAUGCUCCAGCAGCUUGAGCAGGUGCCGACCAGCAUGGUCAGCUUUGAGGAGCUGCUCGGCAUCCUGCGCCGGGCGCCGGAAGCUGCGAGUAAGCAGCCCAAAGACAGCAAGCUGCACGCGCGCUUUUGAGAGAGAGGCAAUGGUUGCAAUUACCCACGUGAGCAGUGCCCAAUAUCCGAGCAGUGCC